Scedosporium apiospermum is the source of this 852-nucleotide messenger RNA. RefSeq names its product BTB/POZ domain containing protein. Gene Ontology annotation, molecular function: protein binding. The coding region runs from base 1 to 852 and encodes 283 amino acids. NCBI's taxonomy places the organism in Eukaryota, Fungi, Ascomycota, Sordariomycetes, Microascales, Microascaceae. The record is from RefSeq and is a predicted model, not a curated record. The transcript has 4 exons.
AUGUUCGGAAACCGACGUCGAGACUCUACCAAGAGUUUCUCCAAGAGUUACAAGGUGAACAAAUCGAGUUCAUCCUUUAGUAAAGAGAGCGGCGUUUCCAAGCGGAGGCAUGAAUCUCGUCACCGGAGGCCGGGAACUGCCUCGACUGCUACGACUAAUGAACCUGAUACCCCCAUCACGAACCAUCUUUCUUCUCCGGUAGUUACCCUCGUUGUCGGUGCCGAGCAGAGGCUUUUUGCCGCUCACGAAGAAGUCCUCUGCCUUUCUCCUUUCUUCCAAACUGCCCUCCACCGAAACGUCGCCGACGGAAACACGAAGCGGAUUGCACUUCCCGACGAAGAACCUGAAAUAUUUUCGUCGGUGCUGGAAUUUCUUUACAAGGGCGAUUAUUAUCCUCGCCUUGUUCACAGCAAGAGGCGCAACUCGUGGGAGCUGGAACCUCCCAACGACGAUAACCGUGGUGUUGAGCCGACCAUCUUUCAUCACAGCGUUGAUGGAGAUCUUCUCAAGGACACCGUGAUUUAUUGCUCUGCUGAAAAGUAUGGUCUGGAGGAGCUUAAGCGUAUUGCUCUGAAGAAGCAGGGUCUUCAAUCUGGGAUCCAGUGUAGUACGAUUCUCACGUCGGCCCGAUACGCCUAUGCCAACACUCCCGACAGCGACUCCAAGUUGCGUGCUCAUUACUUGGCUCUUAUAAUCCGGAGCCGCAGUACUUUCAAGCGAAGUGGUACGAUGCAGCUCGAAAUGUGGAACGGUGGAACUCCUCUCUUCUUUGAUCUCUUCGUUGCCUUAUGCAACCACGUCGAUGAUAUUUCGGCAGCCGCAAACACUCCUCGCAGCAGCCGACACUCUUAA